AUGAUUGGGCGGCCGGCCUACUACGGGCACCCGCCUCAUGUCCCAAGAGCGAGGCGAGUUUUGGAACCCUACAGCGAGAGGGACGCCUCGCGAGCCGGGCUUCCAGAGAUGAGGCCUUUUGGCGAAGCCAAGUUUCUUUCGGGCCACCAAACCCUGCAACUGAUGAGAAAGAAGGCCCUAUGGGGUAAAGGGAAGCGUGUACGUUGUCACACUCCCUGCCUUCCAAAGGUGCCUAGAGGACGGGCCAGACGCAGCAGAGCGACAACCCGGGAGCAGAUUCCCCCCCGGCAGGGGGACAGGAGACGGCCAUCUCAAGGCGCAUCACGACCUACAGGUAAGACCGGCGAGACCAGGGAAGGCAACCCGAUUGGGAGUCAGAGGAUCCAUAGUACCUGCAGCCCCACGGACUUAAUAUUCCUCAUUUUAGAAAGCGGAGGGAAGGGAUCUCUUUUCUGCAACGGAAAAAAACGGAGCAGAUUUGACUCGGCACAACCUAACGAUACAUCCAAUACCAAUGAUCUGUGCCUAGAAUGCGUUGCUAGAUCUCUGCAACAAGAAAGUUUACCGGGGGCGGGUCUUCCCUUUCAUUACUUAUUUCACGACGAGGGAACCGCGCCCGCAUCAGUCGAAGUGGUGCCCUCCUCUAAGAAAGAAGGUUUCAGUCUCAUUCAACCAACUCUCUUUUUGAAGCAGAUAGUUCACGAGAUAAUUGAUCAACCCGGAAGGAGAAAAGACCCUAAUUUUUCUCUUAUCCAUCGUCUUCUUGGUAGCAAGUGCUGGCCCAGCUGUCGUGUCUAUUGGUUCUCUUUAGCGGCUCUUGAGCCGCUUACGCAGGCGCCAGCACCGGCUGAAGUUGCCCAUCCCGUUCCUAACCAAUCUCCUCUUGGGUGGGAACGGGGGAAAUCGCUAGAUCCCUCAUGGGAUCAAAAACAACCUAUCACCGAAGUCCCACCUAUUCCAAAAAAAAUAGUGCCUGAACCGACGGGAAGCUCUUCUUCGCAGGGUCAGGGCUGCCGCGCCUUGCCGCAGCAGUGGGGCCUACGGUCGGACAGGUGGGACGUGUCUGUUGUGAGGCUUGCGGGGAAGCUUGCCUGGAUAUCGCCCGUGCCUGUUGUCAGGAAUGCGCGCGUGUCUCCCUAA
Molecule: messenger RNA, 1140 nt
Organism: Thlaspi arvense
Lineage: Eukaryota; Viridiplantae; Streptophyta; Magnoliopsida; Brassicales; Brassicaceae
Source: the annotation of a GenBank genome assembly